AUGUCGUCGUGCGCUGCACUGGCGUUUGACCCAGUCGUGACUAUGCCUGUGGGUGGCGUGCAACUCGUGGCCUAUCUGGCGCUUUUCGUCUGGCACUUACGUGCACAGCGCAAGGCUCGCCAGGGCGAUGAGCGUGCUGGUCAAGUCAUCAUCACCAAGGCCUACAUGUACAUCAUUUAUGGCUUUGGCAUCUCGCUGCUUUUGUUCCUCCUGGGCAGCGUCUUUUUUCAUUCCAAACCCUUUGCCUCGGACGUCGGUGACUUGGCCGGGGUCUAUUGGGGCUUCUCCGGCUUUGUCUAUCACUUUGUGCUCGAAGGCAUCGUCGUUCUUCUCUGCUUCAAGGGCAUCGGCCGCGAUGCCUUUCAACAGGCCUGUCUCGUCACCUUUGUGCUGGCCAUCCUCGUCGGGGCCGCUCAAGGCCUCACCUACAUUAUCCAGUCGCGCUACCCAAGCCACGACUAUGGCCUGUACAUUCAAAUUGGCUACGAAUCCGUCCUCUUUGUCUUUUAUCUCUUUGUUGUGCUUGCCCCGCGAAAGUGGCUCUAUCGCCGCCCCGCCGCCAUCUUCUACGCCUGCUGCUGGACCGCCUAUCGGCCGGGCUACAUGGUUCUUUUCAUCCUCAUGUACAAGGGCUAUGACGGUGCCUACUGUGGAUACAUGAUCUUCACCUGGCUCAUGUUUGGCGUCGCCAAACCCUUGAUCAUUUACUACACCCUCUACCUUGACUCCCUCUAUUGGCAAGGCCUCUACGUGGGCAUCUUCGCCCUUCGGUCCCGCUCAAGCUCAAGCUCAAUCGACGACUCCCUCGAGGGUGCGGACGUACGCAAGCCUCUUCUAGGGGUCUCUUUUGAUCAAUCGGCAGCCGCCGCCCUGGCCGAACAAAUGGGUGUCAUCAGUCAGGAGGACCGCAUGUCUGCCAACCUUGGCUAUUUCAUCCUGGGUGCUGGAGGCACAGCCCGCGUCUUUCGGGGCAUCUUUGAGGACAAGCGCGUGGCGAUCAAGAUGCUCUUUUGCCCAACCCUCAUCCCCGAAACCAUUGACAACUUUCGCCGUGAAAACGCCCUCCUGUGUUCCAUCCGACAUCCCAAUAUUAUUCAAGUCGAGGGCCUAUGUGUUGAACCACCAGCCAUUUGUUCUGUCAUGGAAUAUUGCCCAGGUAGAAAAGCCCGCAUCUUCUCUCACACCGAAUCACUCGUGGUCUUGCCAAGCAUUUGUGUGCGCCAACUAGUAGCUGACAGCCAUCUCACUGGCUACGUGAUUGCAGGCGAUUUGUUUGGCCUUUUGCGCUUGCCGAGCACCCGCACUAUCGAUUGGUCCACGCGCUUGGCCAUUGCGUGUGACUGCGCCCGAGCUGUCACCUGCUUACACGAACUAGGGCUCGAGACUUUUGUGGAACACUUUUACGCUGCGGCAGUGCGAGGCUCCUCAUCAAGCCGCAGCCACCCAGGCCUGUUGCAGCUGGCCGCAGAUGACCUCGAGCGCAUCGUCCCCUUCCGUCGGCGCCAUCUGCCCAAUGACCUAUCAGCCUUUGAUCGAUUGCAAAGCGCGAUUGCCGACAUUCAACGAAUCUCUGCUCUGCACGAUUCGCAGCAGGCCGUGAUCAAGCUGACCGAUCUCGAGCUCAGUGACGAUCUGAAUGCUCUGCCUGCUUCCGAUGCGGCAGAGGACAAGAGCACUGACGUGGAGGAGGAGGAUAAUACCAAGCAAACAGUGGUCCCAAAUACGGUCAACUGGACUGCUCCAGAAGCCAUUCUAUAUGGCCGUCGCACCCGCGCUGCUGAUGUGUACAGCCUUGGCAUGGUGCUGUGGGAAAUUCUGUCUGGCCAGGUUCCUUUUUAUGAGCACCCUCAACAUCAAGUGUACAAGCUCGUCACGGAGGACGAGACACGGCCCGUGGUGCCAGCAGAUGCCGAUGCCGAUUAUGCCGCGCUGAUGCAGGACAUGUGGCAUCAG
Messenger RNA from Monosiga brevicollis MX1, 1953 nucleotides. RefSeq lists its product as uncharacterized. The annotation marks the transcript as partial. The transcript has 4 exons. NCBI's taxonomy places the organism in Eukaryota, Choanoflagellata, Craspedida, Salpingoecidae. The record is from RefSeq and is a predicted model, not a curated record. Gene Ontology annotation, molecular function: ATP binding; protein kinase activity. Gene Ontology annotation, biological process: protein phosphorylation.